This is a messenger RNA of Pseudoliparis swirei, 641 nucleotides long. RefSeq names its product nucleoside diphosphate kinase B-like. The record is from RefSeq and is a predicted model, not a curated record. The transcript has 5 exons. Lineage: Eukaryota; Metazoa; Chordata; Actinopteri; Perciformes; Liparidae. Gene Ontology annotation, biological process: UTP biosynthetic process; GTP biosynthetic process; regulation of apoptotic process. Bases 122 to 571 code for a protein of 149 amino acids. Gene Ontology annotation, molecular function: nucleoside diphosphate kinase activity.
CCCCCCCACUCCAGUCCUGCCUUUAAAUAGAGCUCCAGUCCAGUUCUUCGUCCUCGGUGAUCACUUCUCCGCUGCUCGUCUUCAAGCUCUCCUCCACCCGACACCAAGCCCCCUCUUCGUCAUGGAGCGUACCUUCAUCGCCGUGAAGCCCGAUGGCGUCCAGCGAGGCCUCUGCGGGGACAUCAUGAAGCGCUUCGAGCAGCGAGGCUUCCGGCUGGUGGCGGCCAAGUUCAUCCAGGCCUCUGAGGACCACAUGAAGAACCACUACCUGGACCUGAAGGACAUGCCCUUCUACGGGGGACUCUGCAAGUACAUGUCCUCUGGACCCGUCUUCGCCAUGGUGUGGGAGGGGCAGGGCAUCGUGAAGCUGGCCAGGCUGAUGAUGGGCGAGACCAACCCCGCCGACUCCCAACCCGGCAGCAUCCGCGGGGACCUGUGUGUGAGCAUCGGCAGGAACAUCAUCCACGGCAGCGACACGCUGGAGAACGCCAAGCGUGAGAUCGGCCUGUGGUUCAAGGCCGAGGAGUUCGUGGCCUACGCCCCGUGCGCCCAGGCCUUCCUGUACGAGUAGACCAAUCAGCAGCCAGCAACCCACUGACCACGCCCACUCCACCUGAGCAAUAAAUCUGAUGUCAACCACA